AUGGGCGGCCGCGCCCGGUCCCUCCUCCGCUGGCUCCGUCACCGCUCCCGCCGCGUCUCCUCCUCCUCCUCCUUCCACCUGACCUCCACCACCACUAACAACAACGACAGCACCGCCACCAGCGAAGACCUCCGCGCCCACUCGCUCCCGCACCAGUUCCACGCCGAGGAGGAGGAGAGGGAGGUUGAAGAAGAGGAGGAGCGGGAGAUCGGAGAAGAGACCGCCGCCGAGGGUGCCGAGCCCGCGUCCGAGUCCGAGGGGUGCAUUGUCUUGGGGGAUCCGGAGCCGGGUGCAGGACCGCGCGCACCGGUGCGCACCGAGCUGCUACUCAUGGAUCCGAGCAAAAAGAUAAGGAAUGAAAAAGCUCGACGAUACAUGAGCAAUAUGAGGAAAAAGCCUCGGGUUCCCUUUACUAAAAAGUUUCCAGGGAUAGAUCCUAUGGCUCUCCAUUUGCUUGAACGUCUUCUUGCUUUUGAUCCUAAGGAACGGCCAAGUGCUGCUGAGGCCCUGACAGAUCCAUACUUUAAUGGAUUAGCAAAUAAUGAACGUGAACCCCUAGCACAACCUAUCUCAAAACUUGAAUUUGAGUUUGAGAAGCGGAAACUGGCCAAAGAUGAUGUCCGAGAAUUAAUUUACCGAGAGAUUUUGGAGUACCAUCCUCAAAUGCUAGAAGAAUACCUACGUGGAGGAGAUCACAGCCAGAUGACCUUCAUGUAUCCAAGUGGGGUGGAUCGCUUUAGGCGCCAAUUUGCUCAUUUGGAAGAAGGCACUGCCAAGGGUGAAAAACCCAGUCCACAGCUGCGACAGAAUGUUUCUUUGCCAAGGGAAAGAGUAAUUGGCAAUAAACAUGGAGAUGGCAAUGCAGGUGAUAAGCUAGCGCAUGCCUCAGUGACGGAUGACAUCAGCCAACCAGUCUUGAGUGCGAGAAGUUUGCUGAAGAGUGAAAGCAUCAGUGCUUCCAAGUGUAUAGGUGAAAAACCAAAGCAUGUCAAAGAUGAGGAAUCUGUUUUGGAGAGCGUGGAUGAAACAGUCGAUGAUGUGACGAAGAAAAUCCCUCAACUGAAAACCUGA
Messenger RNA from Miscanthus lutarioriparius, 1071 nucleotides. The record is from the annotation of a GenBank genome assembly. Lineage: Eukaryota; Viridiplantae; Streptophyta; Magnoliopsida; Poales; Poaceae.